Molecule: messenger RNA, 2103 nt
Organism: Lingula anatina
Lineage: Eukaryota; Metazoa; Brachiopoda; Lingulata; Lingulida; Lingulidae
Cellular component (GO): cytoplasm
Source: RefSeq, a predicted model, not a curated record
CCUUGGCAACGCCAUUUUGACUACUUCAGCGACAGCUAUCUCCUACAUGUAGAUCUCCAUGCCGUAGGAAACGAUUCAGGUACAAAAUGGGAAAAUGAGUACAGACGUGAUGUAUCAGUCACCGCCUCGCCUGGAAGCUUGGGCUGGACAAUCUUUACCACCCAGUGGCCUCAGAAGUAAAACACCUUCACCCAAAGGCAGCAGGAAACUUGACAGACCUAAAUCCAGUCCAAGCCAUCUAAAAGUAACAUUCAGUCCAUCAGUGUCUCCAGAACCUCCUCAACCAGCUAGACCUACAACAGCUGCUGGAGCCAUCUCAGGAUACGAAUGUGACCGCCUGUAUCAAGUAGAACAUGAAGCAACAAGGAAACACAAGUUUGAGAAUCACUUUGGACCCAAAAAAGGGAAACCGCCCCCUUGGCAAAAAAAUCUGGAUACACCCAUGGUUCCCUAUUCAACAGGACCUGGUUAUACCAUGUCAAAGAGUAAAAAUAAACUGGCAGUUACAUUGAAAAUGGAUGACUUCUUUAAUCCUAGACCAGAAGAAAAACAGGCACAAAAGAAAACUGCAAUCCUGCAGGAUUCACAUAGAGAGGAAUUUGUCAGGCAGCUUCAGCAGCAAAUAGAAGAUCUGACUUUAUAUUUAGAGGAAGAACGCCUAAACCACAGACAUACCAAAGAUAAGGCAGCUCAAAAUCUUCAGACAAAAGUCAAGGACAUGAACCAGGAGCAGGAGGAACAUGUGAGGGAAUUAGAAGCAGAACACCAGGAGCAGAUGAAGAGAAUGAAAGCAAGCUUCGACAUCACUAUGGCAGAGUACAAAAGUACAACUGAAGCUACAAUAUCUCGAAUGAAAGGAGAAAUAGAAUUCCUGCAUGGUUCAUUUGAGUCCUUUAAAAGCUCCCUCACUCAAGAAAUGAACACCAAGUGGAAGAGAAAAGAGGAGGAAAUAGAGUAUAAACACAAAGAGAAUAUCCAAAGUCAUGUUCAUGAAAUGAAACUGAAGAUGAUUCAGGAAAAGAAUGCAGAAAAGGCCACACUUACCAAAGAAUUCCAAAAACAGUUAUCUACUCUUCAAAAGGAACACAAAAAAGAACUGGAUGCAAUAAUGAGAAGAUUUGCUAAUGCUGCAGCAGAUCAAGAGAGGUUACAGGAAGUGGAAGAGGAACUGAAAGAACUCAAGUCAGAGCAUGCCACACUACAGAGAGAGCACAAACAGACUACACAGCAACUCAAUAGGACUGUGAAUGACUACACUGAUGCUAAAAUCCGGUUGUCAGAUUUUGAGACCAGGUUUGAGGAAAAAGUAAGAGACGUAGACGACAAGUACAAGGCUGAAAUUCACAGUCUCAUGAAGCAAAACACAGAACUGAGGCAAAUGUAUGUCAAGAAGUGUGGUGAGUUAUUUGAUGAGAAAACCUCCACAGAGGAUGCAGUAUUGGAGCGAGUACAAAGUGCCAAAGAUACCAUGCAAGCCUUGAUCACCAGUAGAACCAGAGCCAAUGUCAGCGUGGCAGCAGUGGAUCCAAAACUGGAUUCAAAACCACGGAAGUUAUAUGUCAGGCCAGCUAGUGCCCCUAUCACUAGAAGUGAGGCUGAAGCGGCACAGUUAUGUGCUGGUCAAACUCGCCAUAUUAGUGACAGGCCUUCAGAGCCCCCUAUUAGGCCGCGGUCCAGUGCUAUGGCCAUGGCUGAACAAAGGUUAAGUAAAAGUGUCCAUUGGGCACUUGAUGACCAAAUGGAUCAAACACAGGAAGAUGUUUAGAAAAAGAAGGAAAGUCCAGGUUAACAACAGCAAGAGCAGUUAUUGUCUUCAAUAAUUUUGGUGCUAGAGCUGACACCACAUUUAACUAGUGGGCAGUGGAAUUAAAGCUCAAAUGUAUUUAAUACCCAGUUACAAUAACAAAGAUGCAACACUACAGUUAUUCGAAUCAGGACCUGAUUUGUUAUUUAUUCGAAUAAAUGACUUUAGUGUGAACGGGGUAUAUUAGUUAAUACUGGUUUCCAUUCUUUUUGAAAUGGUUAAUGUCACAGAUUUAGACUCCGUUCACAUGAAAAAUCUAUUUUCUAAAAAUCUAUUUGUGGUAUCUUUGGAUCACGGUC